Molecule: messenger RNA, 3513 nt
Organism: Plasmodium vinckei vinckei
Lineage: Eukaryota; Apicomplexa; Aconoidasida; Haemosporida; Plasmodiidae
Product: conserved Plasmodium protein, unknown function
Exons: 1
Coding region: 1-3513 (1170 amino acids)
Source: RefSeq, a predicted model, not a curated record
AUGAAAAAAAUAAGCAUAUACAAUUAUUUGAAGAAUGUAAAACCGUUUAAGUCUCAUGUAAAUGGAACAGAAACGACAAUAGCCAAAAUACCAUACUUAUGUAGAUAUUACAAUUGUUAUAGUAAGAAAGAAAAUGACAAUUUAAAUUUAUUACAUGAACAAAUUUUUUAUGACAGGUCAGGAAAAAGGGGCCCAAAAGUGAGUAAUAAAAAAAGUAAAGAUGAUCAAUUAAUUUUUAAAAGUAAAAUUAUAAAUUUAAUUAAUGGUGUAAAAAAUGUAGAUAAAUUUGAAAGUACCAAAAAUAUAAGAAAUAAUCAACUAGUUUGUCAAAAUUUUGUUGAUAUAAUUUUUAUUUUACAAAAAAAUGUUGACAUUUUAUUUGGUCUAAAGGAAAAAUAUAUUAUUGGUUUUGUUUGGUCUUUUUGUAAAAUCAUAAAUUAUUUUGAAAAUGCAACAAAUAUAGAAAGGAAUAUUAUUUUUAAUUUGAAAUAUCUAUUUAUUCAUAUCUCUAAUCUAAUUAUAAAACAUGGUAAUAUAGUAUCUAAAAAAAAUAAUGAUAUCGAUAUAAGGCAAUUCCUUUUUUCAAUUUUAUCCAUCAAAUUGGAUGAUACUCAUAUUAAAGAUAUACAAAAUUUUAAGUUGCUAAGUUCUAACCAUUUUUAUAAUUAUAUUCGUUAUAUUGUAAAUUCAGGUUGUGCAAGUAAGCCAGCACAAGAUCAAAUAUUUACCAAUGGUCCUACAUUUAAAUUGCCAGAAAAUAAGAAAGAGACUAAUAUAUCGAUAGAAACAUACACACAUCGGCCUGCUAAUAAAAUUGACGACAACAAUGUAAAUAUAUUCCCUAAAAAACAAAAGCAAUAUGCUCCCCCAAAUUUGAUACAACAUUCUAUAUCUGCUGAUCUUAACAUUUUCGAAUGCAAUAUCUUCAAAACAAACUUUUUAAAUGUACAAAAAUUUAUAAUAAACAAAUUAAAUGAAACACCUUUAGAUAUUAAAAUAAUUAUAAAUUUUUUUGAAUUAUGCCAAAAAAAUAUGUGUAUAGAAAUAAAAAAUGCCUUUAAUCAUAUAAUAAUAAAUAAAUUUAAAGACAAAAAUUAUAUUUCAAAAUUUUCUAUUUUUGAAUUAUGUAGAUAUAUAAAUAUAUUAGUUAAUUAUAAUAUUCAAAUUUUUAAUAACAAUGUUAUACCAUCUAUAAUUAGUACAAUUAUGCAUGACCAAGUAUAUUUUGUAAAUGGGAAAAUGUGUAACUAUAACUUAGUAUUACUAUGUAAUCAUCCUUCAUUAGUUGAUCAAAAUUGUGCAACCCAACAAAUACAAAAUAAAAAACAAGACCAUAUAUCUGCACCUAAUUCAAAUGAUUAUGCAAAAUGGAAUACAUGGCUUUAUGAUGGAACAACAAGAGAUAUAGCUUCUUUAAUUCGAGACUUUUCAAGAAUGAAAAUUAUUAACAAAAAUUUAUAUUACUUUUUAAUUGAAUGUUUUUUUUUUAAAAUAAAUUAUACUAAAAAUGUAGACACAGAUAUAAAUUCAUGUGGGACACAAAAAAAUUACACAAACAACUUAAAUAACAAAAAUAAUAGUAUUAAUUAUAAGGUUAAACAAAAUGACAAUUCUUAUUCACCAAAUACAUGCACAUAUAAUAUAAAUCAUGAUAUGAGAAAUUUUGUUGAUAUUUUAAUAAGCUUAGCAAAUGUUAAUUAUUAUUAUGAUAAAUUUAUUGACUUUUUUAUAUACGAAAUUAUUAAAAAGGAAAAAAAUAAUUGUUUUUUUUUUAAUACAAAAAAUAUGCCAAAUGUCAUUUUGAUUGUUAGGAGUUUACUUAUUUUAGGCUAUAAUGAUUUAUCUAUUUUUGAUACUUUACUUAAUUUUAUUAUAGAUAAUAAUAAAUCUGUCGAAAUUAAACAAAUAAUUAUGAUUUAUUAUUCUAUUUAUUGUUAUAUUGUUAAAGCAUAUGAAAAAAGAGGCAUAAAAUAUUAUGGUAGUGACAAUUUUUUGUUUUGCACUUUUAGUUCCGAUUCUUCAAAGAAAAAUAAUUUACACAAUGGCAAAUUAGAUGGUUUUAUGAAAGGAGAAAAUGUAGAAUCACAACAUAGUAGAUGCAAUGAAGACGUUAUUACUAACAUAAGCAAUGGAUCUAAUAAAGAAAAUGAGGUUUCUGUAGAAUUAUCCAUUUUAAAAAAAGAAUGCUUCAAUUAUUUAUAUAAAUUUACAGAUAUUAUAUUUUCAAGAAGAAAAGAAAUAGAUUCAAUGCAAGGAUUAUCUAAUUUUUUAUUUGCUCUUUCUAAUAGUAUAAAUAAUAUAUCAAAAAAGGAUUAUGACUAUUUUUAUAAAAAAUUUUGGUCUAUACUUAAAUUAAAAGGCCAACAAAAUAUACAUUUAGAAACAAUUGUUCAAAUAUUUUUGUCGCAUUAUAAAAAUAAUAUAUUUCAUCAAAACUUAAUGCUCUAUUUAUUGGAUAUAUUAAUUUCUUCUAUCAAUGUUGAUAUUCACAACUUGAGUACCAUCCUAUAUAUAUCUUACCAUUUUAAUAUUAUAAACAAACCUCUAUUUAAUUUCGCUAUACAUAAAUUAUUUAAAGAAAUAAAAUCGAUUGGACAAACAAAAAUUGUAAACCUAGAAAAUGCUAGCAAUUUGGAGGGGAUAGGUAUGGUACAAACUACUAAGCAUAAUUUCGAUACCACUCCGAAACUUGAAAAUAGUGUAAACAGAAAUAGUAAUAAUGAUAAAGACGAGGGUACCUAUCAUGUUAAUUCUGGGACACGAGCUUAUAACAGCAUCGAAUCAUACCUUAUAGAAGGUUGCCAAUUCAGAAAUACAUUUAAUAACUUUUCAAAUGAAUGCAAUAAAGAAGAUAUAGAGAAAACAAUACUAAAAUGUGUUUGGUCAUUAUCAUUAUGUAAUUGGUUUCUUGAAAGCCAUUUAAUUACCUUUUUAAAAAUGUGCAUAUUAUUAAAAAAAAUAUUUAAAUAUAAAAAAUACUUAAAAGACGAGGAAUAUAAUAUGAUAUACCAAAUAUCACUUAGCCUAAAUUUAUAUUAUAAAAAAAAUAAACAUAUUUUAGUUUUAAAUAAAAUAACUACUAAUAUCCCUAUUACCUUUUUUAUACCAUAUAACAUAAUAAAAGAGUCUAUAAAGCGAAAAUUUGCAUUGGGAAACAAACAAACUAAUAUAUCCAGUUUUCAAUAUAAAAUUUCUAGCUAUUUCAAUAAAAAAAAAAUUAUGCACAAAUCAGAAUAUUUAUUGAAACAUGGUUUAAUUGUAGAUUUUUUAGUUUUCAAAAAUAGUAAUCCAUAUUUAUUAAUAGAGAUCGAUGGUAUAUAUCAUUACAACAUUUCAAAUGACCCUAACAAAUAUGAAAUUAUAUAUAACGAUAUGCCAUUAUUAAAAAAUGGAAAAACGAUAUUUCGAAAUAAUGUCCUAAAUAUUUUGUAUAAUUAUAAAUUUGUAGCAAUACCGUGGUUUUCCCUUUUACAGUCGAGAUCAAUUAAGGAGUUGGAAAAAUAUAUACAAUGA